Molecule: messenger RNA, 1505 nt
Organism: Rotaria sp. Silwood1
Lineage: Eukaryota; Metazoa; Rotifera; Eurotatoria; Philodinida; Philodinidae
Source: the annotation of a GenBank genome assembly
AUGACGAUAAUUACUGAUAUUUUUCUUAAUACAAGUAUAUGGACUGUAAUACUUAUUAUUUUUCCUAUCUUAUAUUACAUUUAUUAUCGUAAAUUUCGUAUAUUUAUAUAUGAUCAACCGGAAAAAGUUACGAAAGGCAAGGUAAUUCGAGGCAAAUGUCCACCUUCGUAUCCAAAUGGAUGGUUUUGGUUGAUAGAUUCAUGUCAUCUUGCUCGAGGUGAUGUUAAAUUUAUUCAACAUUGUGGACGUGAUGUUGUUCUUUUUCGUGGACAUGAUGGAAAACCUUACGUUCUCGAAGCCUAUUGUUCUCAUAUGGGAGCAAAUUUGGGAACUGGCGGUAAAGUUCGAGAUAUUAAUUGUAUUGAAUGUCCAUUUCAUGGAUGGACAUUCGAUGGUGAAACAGGUACAUGUGUUUUUUCAUAUGAUCAACGUAAAAUUCCUCGAAAAGUUGAUACAUUUCAAUAUAUUGAUGUUGAAAGAUGUACACCGCAUAUCUCUAAUGAUCAACAACCAUCUAUUUAUUUACAAAGAAUAGCCGAAAAUCAAGAAACAAAACUUAGAAAAUAUGAAUGCCGUGAAAUCAAUGGAUCUAUUUUUGCUUGGUAUCAUGCAAUUGAAGAACUAAGAAAUAAACCACUUUAUGAAUUAUUUGAUAUUAAAAAUGAAAUAAGUAGAAAUAAUAUGGAAGUUCGUGGUGAAUCUAUUAAUUAUGUCAAUUGUCAUAUUCAAGAAAUACCUGAAAAUGGUAGUGAUAUUCGUCAUUUUGAUUUUUUACAUGACUCUAUUCUUGAUUCAAUAUCAUUUAUUAAAUUUAAAUGGUCACUCUUAGCUGAAUGUGCAUCAACUCCAAAUAUACGUGAAAUAAUGACACAUUCAAAUUCAACAGCAAAUGCUUAUAAAAUGCAUCUAUUUGAUAGAUUUUUAAAGAAAGAUAAUCUUGAUCAUAUUAAUGUUAUGUCACUUGAUUGUUCAUUAAGUUUUUUUAAUAAAUAUGAAAUGUUUCUUUUUAAUACAACUGGUUUUCAAAUGGGUCCAUCCAUUGUUUAUCUUUUUAUUUGGUCACCUUAUUUUAAAUUAGCAUUCUUUCAUACAUUAACACCAUUAGAAAAAUUUCAUCAACGUGUUGUACAUCGUAUUAUAACUUCAAAAUGGAUGCCUUAUUGGUUAUCAGCUCUUUUACUUAUGGGAGAAGUUAAACAACUUUAUUCUGAUAUGAAAGUUUGGAAUCAUAAAAUUUUUAGUGAAAAACUUAAUUAUAAUAUACAAAAUUAUACAGAUAAAUGUCUGCAUACAUAUAGAAAUUGGUAUGCACAAUUUUAUGAUGGUUGUUAUGAACGUGAAGCAAAAUCACUUUUUUGGUAGAUAAUUUAUUUUUCUAAAUAAACUUUUGCAAAAUAAAAAAUAAUUAUUUACAUACCUAGUUUAUCUUAGGAAACACAGUUUUAAAUUAAUAAAUAAAUAUUGUAUAAAGCAUCUGGAAAUUUCGUGUAACUUUCCUCUUACUA